Messenger RNA from Huiozyma naganishii CBS 8797, 2586 nucleotides. It is a transcript of the gene ARG81, whose product is annotated as Arg81p. Gene Ontology annotation, molecular function: DNA-binding transcription factor activity, RNA polymerase II-specific; zinc ion binding. The transcript has a single exon. Bases 1 to 2586 code for a protein of 861 amino acids. The record is from RefSeq and is a predicted model, not a curated record. NCBI's taxonomy places the organism in Eukaryota, Fungi, Ascomycota, Saccharomycetes, Saccharomycetales, Saccharomycetaceae. Gene Ontology annotation, biological process: regulation of DNA-templated transcription.
AUGACGAGCAAGCAGCGGAGGCCCAGGGUUAAGGCUAGGCCGAGACGGGCGAAGACUUUCACCGGGUGCUGGACUUGCCGGUCGAGGAAAGUGAAGUGCGACCUGCGGCGGCCCGGGUGUCUCCGGUGCGAGAAGUCGAGCUUGGAGUGUGGUGGGUACGAUAUCAAGCUGCGGUGGUCCGAGCUUGUGCGGUUUGACUCGUACGGUGUUCAGAUGGCACCCGCAGCAAACGAAUUGAGCAGUUUGAAAAGCCAGAACGAGCCGCUCUUCCAGCGACGGAACAUCGAUUUUGUCAAGUACGACGAGGAGUACGUGUACCACGAGGAUAUGGACGACGAACUGUCAGCUUUGCAUUGCCCUCCUCCGGAAAAAAUUGCCGAUAACAAGACUUGGAUCAUAAAGAAGUUUGGUGUGUUUCGAGGCAGGGAACCUGAAGAUAAACAGAACCCUCCACGGAAAAGAAGACGGAAAACUGCACCUGCAAAGAAUACCAGUGCCAAAAAUUCCGUGUCCAAUACACCGUUGCAAUCAGUAACUCCAAUACCGCCGCCUCUUGCACCCCCGCUAGAACAGACACAACAGGAGACACUGUCGCCGCAACAGCAACUCGUGGACGACGCUUCGUCGAGCCAAAAAGGCGCUAACAGCAUCCCGGGAUACAAUUUUAUAUCAAGCGAGUUGAGGGAGGAUUUCUUACUGUCUGCGUUUGCAUUCCAAGGUGCACCCAUCGACAAUCUACAGAUCGAUGAGCUAAACUCGACUAUAAAUCAAGCCAAUGCGGGGAACUCGCCUGAACUUUCGUCCCAAACACUGGAGUCUACUGGGGAGCAGGCAAUUAACCACUUGAUAAGAUCGUUGUUUCACCACACGGGGGAGGUAGGGCCAGCUGCUUCGUCCACUGAACCAGCAGAUAUCAGUUCAGUACACGUCCCGAUAAUACGACACAUCUCAUCGCGUGACACGGACAGCUACCUGCCCCUGGGUAACAGCAUCACCAUUAAUUCACCAACACUUGACUCUCAUAUGCCCAGAACUGCGAUGGAAAUUCUACCCUCUCAAAUAUCUGACAAGUCGUUGCUCGAAAAAUUCAAAAGUGUUGACGAAAGGUUUGUGAUACCAACCACAGGAUUGUUUGUUCAUGGUAUUGCUAGGUUUCUGUUGAGUUACUAUUACAACACUGUUGCAGACUUGAUGACAGUUGUCCCCAUAAAGAAAAAUCCAUGGAAGACUCUGUAUUUCCCCCGGGCGUUAAGCGCCCUGGGUGAUCUGGCUGGGUUGGGUGACACUUCUAACUCACGCAACUCAUUACUUAACGCGUUGCUGGCGGUGUCGUGUUUUAACCUACAAAGUAAAUUCGAAAAGAACUCCAAAGAACAGAAGUACUUUUUGAACCUGGGGAUCGAAUUCCGAUCACAAGCAUCAAGCUUUCUUAGGUUAUGUUUGAAGAACUCAGUCGACGAGGAAAGGUAUAAAGAUGUUUUGACUGCAAUUUUAUCAAUGAACUCGAUCGAUGUUGUUUGGGGGACAAUGACGGACUGCCAGGAUCACCUGACAGUAUGCGAAGACUUUAUAGAGAAACGCAUGAAAAAUAGGCCGCAUUUGUCCGAAAAGGCAAGGACACUGCAUCGCAUAUUCUCGUUCCUAAAAUUAAUCCAGGAUAGCACUGCAUUAGACAAAGUUAGAAAAAAGGAAAUUGUUUUCUUGGAGGGAGCAUUCAGCACUCCAGGAGAGUCUGGUACAGCAAGUGUAUCAUCAAAUCCACCCUCAACCCUUGAUAGGUCCAGUGAGGACGGGCUGUUUAGAGAGUCUGUUAAUCAAAGGGAUGGGAAAAUACAAAUAAAAUUUGUGAAGGAAGCGGAAACGCCGUCAUUGGCAUCAGCUGCAUCCAUAUCUCCACCAAUGUUUCCCAACAUCGCAUCUGAGAGCUACUAUGUUAAAAAUGACGAAAAGUUGAGAGCUGCAGAUACAAUCGGUACAGAUGCUAUUUAUGGGUUACCGUACUCUUUGAUUUUAUUAUUUUCGGACUGUGUUCUUAUCGCUAGGCAUAACGAGUAUUAUAACAUGAAGUAUGUCUCCGUCCCUAGAGAAUUCACCAACUUGUCGCUGAAGUUUGAGAAACGAUUAAUGAAGUGGAAACCAGAGUGGAGUUUUUUCCAAGACAAAGAUAAUCUGGUUUUUAUCAGUGAUAAGAUUGAAGCAAUAUACCAUCACACCAUGAGUUUUUAUUUCGGUUUGAUCAUCUAUUACUUUACAAUGGUGAGAAGUCUGAAUAAUGCAUUUUUGCAAACGUACGUUGUAAAAGUACUUCGACAUUUGCAGAAACUAAGCACAUUGAUUAAAGAAAAAAAGGUCCAACUUGUCCCUUUAAUUUGGCAAGGAUUCAUUGCCGGUUGUUCCUGCACAGAUGUAUCGAUGCAGGCUGAAUUUAGAAUAUGGGCGGCGUCUUUGGCCGAAAGCGGCAUGGGGUCCUAUUGGGGAGCAAGACAAAUUAUGUACGAGGUUUGGAGACGCCGUGCAAAUGAAGAUCCUGGGGAUAAUUGGUACUCUGUUUACAAGGAUUGGGAGAUGAAUUUAAUGUUAUCUUAG